Colletotrichum destructivum is the source of this 1754-nucleotide messenger RNA. RefSeq names its product Putative aminotransferase, class I/classII, pyridoxal phosphate-dependent transferase, major. The record is from RefSeq and is a predicted model, not a curated record. Gene Ontology annotation, biological process: biosynthetic process. Lineage: Eukaryota; Fungi; Ascomycota; Sordariomycetes; Glomerellales; Glomerellaceae. Gene Ontology annotation, molecular function: pyridoxal phosphate binding; L-kynurenine:2-oxoglutarate transaminase activity. The transcript is spliced from 6 exons. The coding region runs from base 218 to 1579 and encodes 453 amino acids. Gene Ontology annotation, cellular component: cytoplasm; mitochondrion.
AGCGAAGUUCCCCCCCCCGAACAUCGGGACGGCCGAUUACGCCAUUCUAGCUCUCCAGACGGGAAUGGGUCUCGACGCGCCGACAAGCAAUCAGCGUCUGCCAAUUUUCGGAGCAUCGUCUGGUCUGCUUGAGUCCUGAGAGAGGGUUGGUCAACUCGAUCCUCCGUGCCGCUCCGAUUUGGAUUUCUCAUCACUUGGGGUCCUCUCUCCUACGUCCAUGAACUCCUUCGUCCUCCCUCUCUUCCGGUCGCGCAUCACGACCAGCAGCAGCACCGCCAGAAGAGCUUUCCACUCCUCCACCAUGUCCCUCAGCAGCAAGAUCAAGCCCGCGGCCCGAGUUGCCGGCCGGCGACAGGAUGUCUGGUCCAUCAUCAACGAGGCUGCCGCCGCCUCGCCUAAGCAGCCCAUCGUGAACAUGGGCCAGGGUUUCUUUGGCUACAACCCACCCGACUUCAUUCUCAACGCCGCCAAGCAGGCGCUGGACCGUGUCGAGUGCAACCAGUACAGCCCUACCAAGGGCCGCCCGAGGUUGAGGAAGGCCAUUGCAGACGCCUACUCGCCGCACUGGGGCCGCAAGCUGGACCCGGAGACUGAGGUCACCAUUACCACUGGCGCAAACGAGGGCAUGCUCAGCGCCUUCAUGGCUUUCAUCGAGCCCGGCGACGAGGUCAUUGUCUUUGAGCCCUUUUUCGACCAGUACAUCAGCAACAUCGAGAUGCCCGGCGGCAAGAUCACCUACGUUCCCCUGCAUCCUCCCACGGAUGGUGCCACGACGACGUCGUCCGCCGCUAACUGGACCAUCGACUUUGAGGAGCUCGAGCGUGCCAUCACGCCCAAGACCAAGAUGAUCGUCCUCAACACACCGCACAACCCCGUCGGCAAGGUUUUCUCAAAGGAAGAGCUCCAGAAGAUCGGCGACCUGUGCGUCAAGAACGAGAUCAUCAUUCUGUCCGACGAGGUCUACGACCGCCUGUACUACGUCCCCUUCACGAGGAUCGCCACCCUGUCCCCCGAGAUUGAGCGCCUGACCAUCACCGUCGGCUCCGCGGGCAAGAACUUUUACGCCACGGGGUGGCGUGUCGGCUGGCUCAUGGGCCCCGCCGAGCUCAUCCAGCACGUCUCGGCCGCCCACACGCGCAUCUGCUACUCUUCCGUGUCGCCUCUGCAAGAGGCAUGCGCUGUCGGGUUCGAGCAAGCCGAGAAGGAGGGCUUCUGGGACGAGACGAUCAAGGACAUGAAGGGCAAGAUGGACCGGUUCAACGAGGUCUGGGGAGAGCUCGUCAUGCCCUACUCGGAGCCCGAGGGCGGCUACUUCGUCCUCGUCAAUAUGGCCAAGGUCAAGCUGCCCGAGGACUACCCCUUCCCGCCCCACGUCGCCAGCCGCCCGCGCGACUUCAAGCUCGCUUGGUUCCUCAUCCAAGAGGUCGGCGUCGCCGCCAUUCCGCCCACCGAGUUUUACACCGACCCCAACGCCCACAUCGCCGAGGACUACAUCCGCUUCGCCGUCUGCAAGGAGGACGAGGUGCUCGAGACCGCCAAGGAGCGUCUCCGCGGGCUGAAGAAGUACAUCCAGGAAUGAACAUAGAGAUGCUCUGACACCUUUGAAUAGUGUGUAUGAGGCGAGCUUAGAUCAAGAGAGCUGGCGACAUGUAUCAAGCAAUGGCCUGAAUCAUCUUGAUUCAAAAUUAAAAUAAAAAAAGAGUGAAUAGACAAAACCAGGAGCUACAGACAUACUGAACUCGCGCUUCUUUGAC